Molecule: messenger RNA, 1542 nt
Organism: Arabidopsis arenosa
Lineage: Eukaryota; Viridiplantae; Streptophyta; Magnoliopsida; Brassicales; Brassicaceae
Source: the annotation of a GenBank genome assembly
AACUAAAAAAGAUUCUUCCUUUUGCUUCAACUUCGAGCUUUGUGUGGAUCUCUCACUUGCAUAAGCAAAUCUCUUAUCGAUUUCCAAAGAAAAAUCACUUCUUAAUCUACACAAGGUGUGUAGCCUUCUAUAUAGAUCAGAUAAAUAAAGGUCAUUUUCUGAGGAUAAUGGUUGAUGCUCUAAGUUUCUUACUUGCUUAUUUGUGAUGGAAAAUGUAAGAGGUUCGAGACACAAUCUGAGAGAAGUGGAAACAAUAAUGUUGAAGCCAUUGCCAGAUAUAGCUGAGAGUAUCGAUGAUGCUAUCUGUCAUAAACUCUCCAUGUGGCCUGAAGAGGCUAAUGAUUUGUUGUUGAUAGUGGAGGCAAUAUCAAGGGGAGACUUGAAAUUGGUACUGGUUGCUUGUGCAAAAGCUGUUUCUGAGAAUAAUCUUCUGAUGGCACGAUGGUGUAUGGGUGAGUUACGCGGUAUGGUUUCGAUAUCUGGUGAGCCAAUCCAGAGGUUGGGAGCUUACAUGUUAGAAGGGCUUGUGGCAAGGCUUGCUGCCUCUGGUAGUUCGAUAUACAAGUCUCUUCAAUCCAGAGAACCGGAGAGUUAUGAAUUUUUAUCUUAUGUGUAUGUUCUGCAUGAGGUUUGCCCAUAUUUCAAGUUUGGGUACAUGUCAGCGAAUGGUGCAAUCGCAGAAGCAAUGAAGGAUGAAGAGAGGAUCCACAUUAUUGACUUCCAAAUUGGGCAAGGGAGCCAGUGGAUUUCACUGAUUCAGGCUUUUGCAGCUAGGCCUGGUGGGGCUCCAAAUAUUCGAAUUACCGGAGUUGGUGAUGUAUCUGUCUUGGUUACAGUCAAGAAAAGAUUAGAGAAACUUGCAAAGAAGUUUGAUGUCCCAUUCAGGUUCAAUGCGGUUUCAAGGCCAAGUUGUGAAGUUGAAGUGGAAAAUCUUGAUGUCCGAGAAGGCGAAGCCCUUGGAGUGAACUUUGCUUACAUGCUGCACCAUUUGCCAGAUGAGAGUGUAAGCAUGGAAAACCACAGGGACCAGUUGCUGAGGAUGGUGAAGAGUCUAUCACCUAAAGUAGUCACUCUUGUGGAACAAGAAUGCAACACGAACACUUCCCCUUUCCUUCCUAGGUUCCUUGAGACAUUAAGUUAUUACACGGCAAUGUUUGAAUCUAUCGAUGUGAUGCUUCCGAGAAAUCACAAAGAAAGGAUCAAUAUCGAGCAGCACUGCUUGGCAAGGGAUGUCGUCAACAUCAUAGCUUGUGAAGGAGCUGAGAGGAUCGAAAGACAUGAGCUUCUCGGGAAAUGGAAGUCAAGGUUUUCCAUGGCGGGUUUUGAGCCAUACCCCUUGAGCUCAAUCAUUUCAGCCACCAUUAGAGCCCUCUUGAGAGAUUACAGCAACGGGUAUGGGAUUGAAGAAAGAGAUGGUGCUCUGUACCUUGGUUGGAUGGGCAGAAUCUUGGUCUCAUCUUGUGCAUGGAAGUGAAAGAAUAAAUGUCUCCAAGAAUGUAAUGCAAAAGACAGAACUGGAAGUAAUAGAUAGUUUUGUUUCAA